CGUCACCACUAGGCGGGUAAAAAGUCAAAAAUGAGAUACUUCAACAUUAAUUCUGAUGCUGUGGAACUUAGCGUCCUGGCGGGAAUAUUUUGUUGACAUAAAACGGAUAAUGCCACCAAACUCGCAAGAAGAAACCCCUGCCAAAGGGAAGCAGGUGUACUGCGGAUUGGGAAACCAUAAACUGCAGACGCCGAAUAAAGCCCUCAGAAACCGGGUUCUUUUAAGUUUCGCAAAAAAGAUAAACCCAGAAAUUCGAGAAGGAACCCUUCUCUGCCUGAAGUGCUACAUUGGAUUGGAAAAGAUAUUUCAUAACAAGCUGCGAAGUAAGCGGCAACAUGAAGUGAAGAAGAACGCCACAGGUUCUAGUAUUUCGGACGUGAGCAAUAGUCAGUCUAUACAGACCAGCUCCUCGGAGGGAAGUUCAACGGCGGCAGUCCGGGCCAUUGCCCAGCAAGUCAUUACUGGAAGUAGUGAGAGUUCCGUCGUAGCAGUCCCAUCACCAUCGCCGGAGAGUAGUCGAAGUAGUGAUCGCCCCACAACUAGCGCUGCUGCUGCGGCCAGAAGGAAGCGUAAGAGUGACGAACAGGCUGCAGCGGCCAGAAGGAAGCGUAAGAGUGACGAACAGGCUGCAGCGGGAAACACAUCUAAAAGGAGUCGUCCGCCGCCGGAUCCCACUGAUUCAGACGAUGACCCCAAUUCCAAUUUAAGUUUGAAUGCCGUUAAUGGGACAAGGUUACCGCAUAUUCAACCGAUUCCCAAACGCCGUCCAACUAUUAUUUUAAACAAAGCUGUAAUGGACAUCUACUUGGCGGGAACCACUGGUGGAUAACCAUAGCCUUACUUAUACAUUGCUGUGAGCUUUUAGGAAUGUAUGUACAUUUAGAGGAAAAGUCUGUUAAAGAGUGUUUAAAGUUAGGUUAAGAGAUUACGUUAAAACCCUAAUGUUUUGUGUUGAGUGUUUAGUGUUUAGAGACAAAAUUGAAGUUGUGUAUUGAAAAUAAAGGACUUUUUGAAAAGA
This is a messenger RNA of Drosophila ananassae, 1018 nucleotides long. RefSeq lists its product as uncharacterized. Bases 56 to 829 code for a protein of 257 amino acids. The transcript is spliced from 2 exons. The record is from RefSeq and is a predicted model, not a curated record. NCBI's taxonomy places the organism in Eukaryota, Metazoa, Arthropoda, Insecta, Diptera, Drosophilidae.